Molecule: messenger RNA, 174 nt
Organism: Staurois parvus
Lineage: Eukaryota; Metazoa; Chordata; Amphibia; Anura; Ranidae
Source: the annotation of a GenBank genome assembly
GGGAAAUCAGACCACUGUCUCAUCCUGCUCAACAGUUGCUUGGUUGAAGCUGACCGAAGCGAGGAGCUCACCUUUCUGAAGCCUCUAUUGGAGAAGUCUUUUAUAAAAAGGUCCUUCCGAAAUGGCGUUGGAUCGGGAUUUAAAAAAAAUUCCUUCAGAAGGGCAAAAACCUAA